CGUCCCGGACAGGAAGAAAGGGGCCAGAAGAAGAAGUCAACAUCUGCUGAGCCAUAACAAGAUUAAGCUUAUGAAACAAUGGAUGACUGACAAAUAAGAAAUAUUGACUUUACUACUACAGGAGCAGGGCGUCGCAUCACACAUUUGUGACUCUAGAUAUUUCUCCUCUUUCUUGGUGAAAGGGAGAAACGCUUCUGUCUGGAUUUUUUUUUCCCGAAAACUUCCCACUUUUGCGAAGGAUUUGAUAUUUAUUUUUGAUAUAUACACAUAUUCAAAAUCUGGUCCUAGAUAAGCCUUUCUCCUCCAGAGACUUGUGUUGGGGAUGUUGAGCUCCGUGAAGAUGGAAGCCCAUGAUCUACCAGAAUGGAAUACUUUCUACAGCGAGGCCAGUGAGAUGUAUUCCUCUCCCAGCACCAUGAACUCUGGUCUGGGCUCCAUGGGCUCCAUGGGCACCAUCAACAGCUACAUCAACUUGAAUCCAGCCACCGCCUCGCCUGCGGGCAUGAACAUGGCCUACCCGAGCUCCAGCCUCAGCAGUUCCCCACUGGCCUCCAUGGGCUCCGCGCCCGCUCACAUGCCCCUCUCCCCAGUGGCCUCGUCCCUCAGCUCGGGCCCGUUAACCCAGCUGGGCCCCGCUGCUCCGGGCUCCCUGGGCUCCUUGUCCCACUACCAGAACAUGGGGCAGUCCAUGAGCCAGCUGGGGUACCCCACCACUGCAACCCUGAGCCGGGCCGGGCCCAAGGAUAUUCCCCCGAAGCCCUACCGACGCUCCCUGACCCACGCCAAGCCGCCAUACUCCUAUAUCUCCCUCAUCACUAUGGCGAUCCAGCAGAGUGGCAGCAAGAUGCUCACCCUGAACGAGAUCUACCAGUGGAUCAUGGACCUGUUCCCCUACUACCGCGAGAACCAGCAGCGCUGGCAGAACUCCAUCCGCCACUCGCUCUCCUUCAACGACUGCUUUGUGAAGGUGGCUCGCUCGCCGGACAAGCCGGGCAAAGGCUCUUACUGGACUCUGCACCCGCAGUCGGGCAACAUGUUUGAGAACGGCUGCUACCUGAGGCGCCAGAAACGCUUCAAGAUCGAGGACAAGAUGGCGAAGAAAGGAGGCAAGAGCCAGGAGGGCUCAGGGAAAGGAGGCCACAGCGGAGAUCACCAGAUGGAGGAUCACAGCCCCACAGGAGGGUCAGAGGGAGCCGACUCCGCCCACUCAGACAACUCUCACCCGGGCUCCUCGGACGACCAGCCGCACCCCCGAAACUCCCUGGUUCCACUAGACUGCCCGCCGCUGUCCUCCUCACACCUCCACAGCCCGCCUGUCUCCCUGCCCCCCUCUUCCUCCACCUCGUCCUCCAUGCCUCCAUCCUCCUUGCCCCUCUCAGCCACCUCCUCCUCCUCCAACCUGCUCCUCCACUCCCAGUCUUUAGUGGGGAACACCCACCUCCUGCCCAGCACCAUGCAGCACCACAUGGACCUACAGAGUGACACUCUCAAGUCCCUGGACCCCCACUACAACUUCAACCAUCCCUUCUCCAUCACCAACCUCAUGUCCAACGAGCAGAAGAUGGACCUCAAGUCCUACCAGGACCAGGUGAUGGCCUACAACAGCUACGCCGGCAGCUCACCUGUGGGAGCGAAGCAGAUCUACGACAGCCCAGGGCCCGCCACCAUGGACUCAGGCGCUUACUACCAAAAUCUGUACAGCCGCUCGGUGCUCAACGCCUCCUAAUAUGGACACUCACCCCCCCACACACACACACACACCUGUCUGUAGAGGUGAGAAGAUGGAGACUUCUCUUUCUCUCUGCCUUUUCUAAAAUGGACACCCAAGCUCUCUUUAUCUUCCUCUUUUUUCUCGGUCCCUCUCUGGCUCACGUCCAGUGGCCUUGGAAGAGACUCACAUCUAAAAUGGCUGCCGUGUUAGAGGGGCAAAAGAGGCCGGGGCUUUUCUUUUUUUUUCUUUUUUCCAAAUCUGACGAACAUGGAGACUGGUCGGUUACAUGGAGGACAGAGAAGUGGAGCUGGAUGAUUUGAAGUCUUAACUGAUGAUGAAGACAUUUGACUGGUCCGUGUGUAAAGGAGACAGCCAACAGAAGUCCGAUCCUGUCGCAGCGGCACUGCACAUGGUGAAAUUGGCUUUGUACAAAAUGUAAAUAGAGGUAAUGCGGGGGAAAAGAAUAUUUGCAUUUAUUUAUGAAGGGGAUAAAGUUUAAUAUAUCUUGUAUAGUGCUCUGUUGACCAGUUACAACCCCAAUGUGAGGUUUUUGAAUCCAAAGAAGACGAGUUUCAGGUUACUGCUUCAGGCAGGUGUUACUGCAGUUUUUGUGUGCUUGUUACAACAUUUCACACUACGUUCCGUCAUUUCUGUCACAUCCAUCAAUGUAAAUGUAGCUCAUGAAGUCUGAACGGUUUGCUGUCUUGGUCGAUAUGAAGAAAACGAAGCCAGUUCGUCCUUGCUGGAGCGCAGAGGAAACAGAAGUUAAAGCUUCCUCUGCGGCCAGAAGGAAAGAGGCAAAGUAACUGUGGUAAAGACUAAAAAAAAAAAAAAAAAACAUGUCAUGUUUAUGUUUUUCAUUUCCCACAAUCAUUUCCUGUUGUUACCUUGACAAGAGCAUUAAAACCAAAACGGUUCUCACCAGCCCGUCACAUUCUGAAUAGCAGACAGCUGGUGAGGUGCAGGGGGGAGUUCAGUCAGUUACUAAAACAGUGGAUUGGAGGAGAGAUGCACUAUGGGAGGAUUUACAUACAGUACUUUGCACUAUGGAGCUCCCACUCGCCAGGUGGGCUGAUAGUGUGUGUGUUUGUGUGUGUUACAACAAUACUUAAGGACUCCCCCUUACACUGUCAAUGCAUCGGCUCAAUGGGAUCAGUGGAACAAUGUCAAAGGGUGUCAAAUAAUCCUCACUGUCCAAAAAAAGUGCCUUUUCUUCAAACGACUGCUGAUCUGAUAAAAGAUCAAUAUCGAUGAUCUAUUGAAGGAUUGUUCUGAUCGCCGGCAAAGGACGCAGAAGUUUCAGGUCACGUGAUGUCCUUUGUGGAGCAUAUUUUAGUUUCAAAGAGAAAUGUCUUUUUAUUUAAGCUACGUUGCUUUUCAGACUUUGAAAGUGUGCUGAUAUAAUAUAUUGUUUUUGUUGUUGUUUCUGUUGGUUUAAAUGUGAUUAAAAUGAUUUGUGUUUCAUUUUUCUUAUUAAAAAGGCAAAAAA
This is a messenger RNA of Chelmon rostratus (copperband butterflyfish), 3200 nucleotides long. It is a transcript of the gene foxa3, whose product is annotated as forkhead box A3. The transcript has 2 exons. The record is from RefSeq and is a predicted model, not a curated record. Bases 323 to 1726 code for a protein of 467 amino acids. Gene Ontology annotation, molecular function: RNA polymerase II cis-regulatory region sequence-specific DNA binding; protein domain specific binding; transcription factor binding. Lineage: Eukaryota; Metazoa; Chordata; Actinopteri; Chaetodontiformes; Chaetodontidae. Gene Ontology annotation, biological process: anatomical structure morphogenesis; regulation of transcription by RNA polymerase II; cell differentiation.